AUGUUCAAAAAAAAAAUUGAGCACAAGAAUUAUAAAGAGAAGGCAUGCAGCGUUGGUUUUGAUGAAAUGUAUAUCAAAGAGUUUUUAGAAUAUUCUAAACAGUAUGAUUUUAUUGAAGGUUUUCAAGAUUUAGGAACUUACUUUAGAAUGAAUAAAAGUGUGAACUGCGUAUUAGUGUUUUUAGCAAGUGGUAUAUAUUCUGGAUGGAAAUUUCCUGUUGCAUAUUAUCUUUCUAAUUCUGGAGUAAAAAAAUAA
Messenger RNA from Macrosiphum euphorbiae (potato aphid), 255 nucleotides. Lineage: Eukaryota; Metazoa; Arthropoda; Insecta; Hemiptera; Aphididae. The record is from the annotation of a GenBank genome assembly.